AUGGAAGCAGAAAAGCAAUACGAUAAAAUUCUUGUGAAGAACCUGGCUCUAAAAAAUGUGGCUGGUGUGGAAGCAUGGCAAAGACUCAAAUCACAACCUGUCGUUAUUUCUGUUGAGAUCUACACCGACAUUACUGCAGCUGGUAAUACUGAUCAUGUCACCAACACAAUUCACUAUGGCCAUGUUACCAAGGCUAUCACAAAACUGGGCGAAACUUGCACAUUCAGGUCUCUUGAAGGUUUAGCUCAUGCUGUUGUCAAACUCUGUUGCGUCCAAUUUGGUGCUGCCAAAACAAAGGUCACCGUGGAACAACCCAAAGCUCUAUUGCAUGCUGCUGCCUCUGGUGUAAGGUUGACUAGAGGGAUUGAAGACUACCAAAAUUGCGAGAAGGAUGUGGUAGAAACUACAGGUGAGGUGUCUGGAUUAGGCGUGGCUGAUGAGAUCUUUGUGAGAGAUUUACGUCUUCACACGAUUGUCGGUGUCAACCCUUGGGAGAGAGAGGAGAAGCAAGUUGUUGUAAUCAAUUUGGUUGUAUACCCAUCUUUUUUGCCUUAUGGAAAAUUCGCUGACUCAGAGCAAAACAAGUCUCACAAUUUGCGCACUAUCGUACGUACCUUGACUCGCCAUAUCGAAGCAUCCGGUUACAAGACCAUUGAAGCAUUUGGCGUCACUGUCGCUCGUCUAGCAUUGGAGAAAUGUCAUGUCAACAAAAUCUCUGUCCGUGUAGAAAAACCAAGCGCCAUCCUAUUUGCUGAUUGUUCUGGUAUCGAGGUUACCCGUGAUAGAGUGUGGUUGAAGCAGGUCAUUGAUGCCGAGGAAAAGGCAGGCGAGAAGUUUAUUCACUAUACCGGUAAGCUCAACUUCAGCAAGGAGGUCCCUGCAGACUAUACCCAGACAGCAUACAUUGCUUUCGGAUCCAAUAUUGGUGAUCGCGUGGAUAAUAUCAAUCAAGCACUUGCAUUGCUCGAAUCUGAAUGCUCCAGCGUUGUGCUCGACACUAGUUUCCUGUACGAAACCCCUCCCAUGUACUAUACAGAACAGCCUGCUUUUCUGAAUGGUGUCUGCAAGAUUACCACUUGCUUGGAGCCUCACGAACUCCUGGCCAAGCUGAAAGAGACCGAGAAUACAUUAGGACGCCUUCCUAGUUUCCGAAAUGGUCCUCGCCCAAUUGAUCUGGACAUUUUGUUUUACAACGAUCUCGUGCUCAACGAUGGCGAAACGUUGAUUAUCCCUCACAAAUUGAUUCAGGAACGCGAAUUUGUACUAUGGCCACUUUGUGAUAUCGCUAGAGACAUGGAGCAUCCGCGUUUGUUCAAAACCAAUGGCCAACUCUUGUCGCAAUUACUGAAGGUCACUGCUGAAAGUGAAGGUGGUCCUCUCAAGAUUGACAAGGUGGCUCCUAUUCAAAAGGGCAAGCUUUGGCGUUGGAACGAUAAAACUUACGUGAUGGGCAUCUUGAAUACAACACCUGAUAGCUUUUCAGAUGGCGGCAAGCACAACGAAGCCAAGGCCGCAGUUGCUGCUGCUUGGCGCAUGAAGGAGGAAGGAGCAGAUAUCAUUGAUAUUGGCGGUAUGUCUACUCGUCCAGGUGCUGACGAUAGCUUCCCUGAAGAAGAAGAGAUCCGUCGGGUGGUUCCUGUUAUUACUCAAUUGAGGCAAGAAGGGUUUGAUUUGCCUAUUUCUAUCGAUACAUUCCGAGCUUCUGUUGCCGAGGCUGCUAUCAAGGCUGGUGCUAACUUGAUCAAUGAUAUCAGCGGUGGUGCUCGAGAUCCCAAAAUGCUGAAAACUAUGGCAGAAUGCAACGUGCCUGUCUGUUUGAUGCAUAUGCGUGGUGAUGCUCAAACUAUGAUGUCUAAAGAAAACACCAAAUACGAGAACGACGAUGUUGUGGAUGAUGUUUCCCAUGUAUUGCACUUGCUGGUUCAGAGAGCUAUUGCUGCUGGUGUUCAUCGUUGGAAUAUCAUUGUUGAUCCUGGUGUGGGAUUUGCCAAGACUGCAGACCAAGACUUUGAGCUUUUGCGCCAUUUGAAAGACAUGUCUCAGGGCCAAGAUUCUUUGUUACGAGGACUUCCUUCUUUGGUGGGCAUUAGUCGCAAAAAGUUCAUAGGUAGCAUAACGGGCGUAGAUGAGGCUGAGAAGCGAACAUUUGGCACGGCUGGAGCGGUUGCUGCCUGCGUUGCUGGCGGGGCCAACAUCAUGAGAGUGCAUGAUGUCCGACCAAUGUGGGAAGUAAUCCAAGUAUGCGACACUGUUUGGAGAAAAUCAAAGUAA
This is a messenger RNA of Mucor velutinosus, 2271 nucleotides long. RefSeq names its product BAR domain-containing protein. The coding region runs from base 1 to 2271 and encodes 756 amino acids. Gene Ontology annotation, biological process: tetrahydrofolate biosynthetic process. The record is from RefSeq and is a predicted model, not a curated record. Gene Ontology annotation, molecular function: dihydroneopterin aldolase activity; dihydropteroate synthase activity; 2-amino-4-hydroxy-6-hydroxymethyldihydropteridine diphosphokinase activity. Gene Ontology annotation, cellular component: mitochondrial envelope. Lineage: Eukaryota; Fungi; Mucoromycota; Mucoromycetes; Mucorales; Mucoraceae. The transcript has a single exon.